AUGACCGCCCCCAUCAACACGCCGGCGACGGCCGGGGCCAAGGAUGCUGCUUCGGCGAGAAAGCGCCGGAGACGCGCCCCAGCAGGUGGCGCCGCCGACGAUUGCUUCACCUGCGCCAAGCGGAACGUGAAGUGCGACCGGAGGAGGCCCUACUGCUCGCAGUGUCUCGAGAUUGGCAACGAGUGCUCAGGCUACAAGACGCAGCUGACGUGGGGCGUCGGUGUGGCCAGCCGGGGGAAGCUGCGCGGACUCUCGCUCCCUAUCGCCAAGGCCCCCCCGGUGAACAACGGGAAGACCGUCAAGUCGCCUAUCGCGCGAACGCGGACCGGGUCCACCACUGCGACCAGCCAGUGGUUGGCAGAGCAGGAUGGCCGCAUCGCCCACGACGAAAUCGACCUCGCUCGAGAUCGCACACCAUCCCUCCCGGCCACACCCUAUCACCCCUACGACAUGUCGCACAUGUCCCCUCGGGGCAGUGCGCCGGGCGGCUGGAGCCACAUCCCGUUUUCGCCGGUCAUGUCCACCGAUGGGAGCAGGUAUCAUGGAGGCAGCAACCACAUGGCUGUUUCCUCGCCCUGCGAGAUGAUUGGCACGUCAAUAGACGCCAUGAGCGAUGUCGACUACAUGUCUCCCAUUGCGCACUCGUUCCCGCGGGAUGACAUCCCGGCGUACCUCCAUAGCCCAAACAUCAUCUACGAAGGCUUCCCCACCCACGGGCCGCCCAUACCGCAGAGCCCAGUAGCGGCAAUCAUGAUCGAGCAGCCGCGCGCUCCAACCUCUUGCCCUAGUCUCGUGUAUACCCCCUCCGAACCCGCCUCGAGUCUGCGGUCCCACAUGUCACAUGUGGAUAGUCUGGAGGCCCAACUAAGUCGCAAGAUGCCGCAGGAUUGUGAAAUACAUAUCCCUGGAACACCAGACUUGGAUACUUAUAGCACAAGUGCCCAAUCCCACGGGCCGUUUUGGGCCCCAUCAAGCACAGAUGAAGAAUCCGUGUCUCAAAGCGCCGCAGAGCAGAGCUCGAACCAUUGGCCGCCCUCCUUUCCGUCACAGCCGCCAUCCCCCGUCUUGCAAGUAAGCUCGGAUCUCAUCACCAGGAUGCCCUUCUUUAUGGACUACUACGAGAAGACAAUGUGUCCGGGGAUGGUGUUUAUCGAUGGCCCCGGUAAUCCAUUCAGAGAGCACAUUCUCCAGCUCAGCACCAGCAGCAGGAGUUUACAACACGCCAUCUGUGCGCUUGCGGCCUGUAACUUGAGGAUGAAGCGGAGGCUCAGCCUUGGGCAGCACGGUAGGGAGGUUGGAGAGAAGCGGCUUGACAUCGACAACCCUUCAGAUUCACAGCCCGAGAACCAAUCUCUAUCAGAAGAGUACCAGCACCGGAAUUUGGCCGUCCGCCUCCUCAACGAACAGCUAAAUGACGCAGAAAAGUCCAUACACGACUCUGUAUUAGCUACUAUAUUGCUGCUGUGCCAUUACCGAAUGGCCGAGUCGGGUAUCGCCAAGUUCCACACGCAGUUUGCAGGUGUCAAGAAGAUCCUCGGGAUGCGGCGCAUGUCACCAUUUCCGCCGUCAAGGGACUCGGCUUGGAUGGAAGCCUUGUUUACAUAUUUUGAUGCUAUAUCAGCUAGUGUCAACGAUAGGGAGGCGCAGCUUAAUACGUCCUUUUAUGGAGUGCUCCCAGAUGCCCAGCUCUUACCGCCCGGGGCGGAGAAUCUUGUUGGCUGCGACCGCGAGCUCUUCAAAACGAUUAUCAAGCUUGGACGUCUGAACAUUCUCUCUCAGCAUCGGCCGGUACAGAACCUUCUUGGAAACGGUUCCAGUGUCCGCAAUGGAACAUCCUCCCGGUCCGGAUCACCACAUGUUGGUGGGUUUAGCCCGUCCUCCCACAUGGGCACCGAACAUCAGUCCAUAUUUGGCGGCCCGCACCAAGGCGGUGGCGGGAGUCUACGUUUCGAUACCGGCGGCUUCGGUAUCUCGCUUGACGACGAGGAUAUGCUGAGCGGCGGGCCAUUACAUUCGCCCUCUGUAUACGACGAUCACCACAGCACGUUCUGGCGCGAGUGGAAGGACGCGCGCAUUGCCCUGCAGAGCUGGGAGUUUGAUACGUCGCGGGUAGUGCCGUCACUGCCCUCGGCGGCGUCAGCAUCGCCGCCCACAGGUGCUCAGGUGCGCGACCUCAACUCGCUGAGCGAAGCGUUCCGCUACGCCGCUCUUCUCUAUACAGAGCGAUUAGGGAGUCCCAACGUGCCGAGUGCGCACAGCAACUUCCGCAAUCUGGUCAGCCAAGUCGUGUACUACGCAACCAGCCUCGAGGCUGGUAGCAGCGCCGAAAAGUUUCUGCUUUGGCCGCUCUUCGUGGCGGGCAGCGAGUGUGUCAACGAGCUGCAGCAGAACAUUGUUCGGUCUAAAUGCCGCGAAAUCAUGGCCCGGAGCGGGUACAUGAACAACAUGGCAGCCCUUGACGUCCUUGAGCGCAUCUGGGUCGGCGACUGGAAGGAGGAGGCCAGCUCCGGAUCCAAGAUGAGGAGCAUGAUGCAUCAAGGGCCAUUCAACUGGACAAACUGCAUCGGGGGCCCCGGCAUGGAGGUGGAGUGGAUCAUGUUUUAG
Lasiosphaeria miniovina is the source of this 2604-nucleotide messenger RNA. Its product is annotated as fungal-specific transcription factor domain-containing protein. Gene Ontology annotation, molecular function: DNA-binding transcription factor activity, RNA polymerase II-specific; zinc ion binding; RNA polymerase II cis-regulatory region sequence-specific DNA binding. Gene Ontology annotation, biological process: positive regulation of transcription by RNA polymerase II. The transcript has 2 exons. Gene Ontology annotation, cellular component: nucleus. The record is from RefSeq and is a predicted model, not a curated record. Lineage: Eukaryota; Fungi; Ascomycota; Sordariomycetes; Sordariales; Lasiosphaeriaceae. Bases 1 to 2604 code for a protein of 867 amino acids.